Messenger RNA from Ipomoea nil (Japanese morning glory), 1159 nucleotides. RefSeq names its product protein EXORDIUM-like 2. The record is from RefSeq and is a predicted model, not a curated record. Bases 79 to 984 code for a protein of 301 amino acids. The transcript has a single exon. Lineage: Eukaryota; Viridiplantae; Streptophyta; Magnoliopsida; Solanales; Convolvulaceae.
UCUGCUCAAAAUUUUUCAACAGUUCAAACCUCAUCUUCAAUUCCUUCUUCUUCACUCUUCUCCCUGCGAGCUUUCACCAUGGCUGCUGCUAAUUACGCUUCUGCCCCUCUUCUCCUCCUCCUCUGUCUCUUCAGCGCCGGUUUCAGGGCUUCCUCCGCCGCUCUGGUUAAGGAGCAACCGCUCGUGUUGAAAUACCAUAACGGUACCCUUCUUAAGGGCACCGUCACCGUUAAUAUUGUCUGGUACGGGAAAUUUACUCCGGCCCAGCGCUCCAUAAUCGUUGAUUUUCUUCAGUCGCUUAAUUCCCUGAAAUCUCCGGCGCCGUCCGCCGCGGGCUGGUGGAAGAUCACCGGGAAGUUCAAGGGCGGUGGCUCCUCCACCGUUGUUGUCGGGAAACAGAUCCUAAUUGAGAACUAUCCUCUCGGGAAGUCUCUUAAGAACUACCAGCUUGCUUACUUGGCUUCCAAGGGUGGAAGCUUGGCCGGCGGCGUUAACCUCGUGCUGACGGCGAAGGACGUUUUCGUGGACGGGUUCUGUAUGAGCCGGUGCGGGACUCACGGGUCGACUCGGGGGAAGACUCGCUCCGCUUACGCCUGGGUCGGUAACUCGGAGACCCAGUGCCCCGGCUACUGCGCCUGGCCGUUCCACCAGCCGAUUUACGGCCCGCAAACGCCGCCGCUUGUCGCGCCCAACGCCGACGUCGGAGUCGACGGUAUGAUCAUCAACAUCGCCACCGUUCUGGCGGGAGCCGUCACCAACCCCUUCAACAACGGCUACUUCCAGGGCCCCGCCACCGCGCCGCUGGAGGCCGUCUCCGCCUGCACGGGGAUAUUCGGGUCCGGGUCUUACCCAGGUUACCCGGGUCAGCUCCUCGUCGAUAAGGCCACCGGCGCCAGCUUCAACGCGUACGGCCUGAACGGGCGCAAGUUCUUGAUUCCGGCCAUGUGGGACCCCCAAAUAUCUGCCUGCGCGCCGCUCGUCUGAUGAUAUGGACAAUCGGUGUCGGAAUCACCUGUGAGCGUGUCUACGGUCUAUACUUCUAUGGAUGCAAAAAGAGAUUUUAGUUUAACAUCUUGGUUUAUGGUUGUGUAUUUCGGUAUAUCUAUGUAUAUUCUCUUUUUUUUUCCCACGAAAAGAAAAAUGUGAAAAUAUUUCAAAA